CAGCCAUGAACAUCUCUGUGCUCGGCAGCCAACUGAGACAGCCCGAGCCCCAGGAUGCUGCCGCCUUCACUCCCGUCUCCAUUGUCAGGACCAUGACGAAGAAAUCCGAUGCCCUGCCCAUGAUCUCAGUGAUCGUUGGCAUUUUCGUCCUCUUGGCUGUGUUCAUCAUCAUCGUGGUGCACUACGGCCCUCACCUCCGCACCGUUCAGAUCACCCUGUACCAUGAGCCAAUGCCGCAGGACAUGGACAAUGGGGUCCACCUCAUGGACUGGAAGAAGCUGGGCUCCCAGAAGAAGCUGCCUGCCCUGCCCUGCCAGCGGGAGCUGCCCGGCGCGGAUGUGGCCGAUGGGAACUGCCACUGCUCCUGCAGGCAUCACCUUCCUGGCAGGAGCGCUGAGCCCAAUGUCAUUGAGAUCACGUACCUGUGACAAGGCUGUCGGCCACCUGGGCAGGACCCAUAGACCAUGUCCCAUGGGAAUAAAUACAGUGACUGGGAUUGUAGCUUAGCCUGAGACUCACCAGGUCCUGCAAUGGAGGCUGUAGCUCCCCAGGAUUGUGUCUCUCCCAGCCCUGGCAGCAGGACCAGCCCAACAUGGCAAACGGGAGAGAAGGAAGCACUUGAGCUCAUGUUGGUGUUUCAGUGGUGGAACCAGUAGCAGAGGACAAUGAGCCUGAUCCCCCAGUGGAGAUGGGUGAGAGAAGAGAGGUGACACAGUAGAGGCAGGAGGACAUAACGGCACAUCAGCCACCCUUUGUAUUUGGCUGAACAUCUCAAGAUGUUGGCACUGGUGGAGAAAAGUGUGCAUCUCUGGGCAGAGCCUGCAGCAGCUCUGUUCGCAAUAGCAAGGAUGGGGAGACCCGAGGUCAUCUUUGCGGUGGUCACUUCAUUGUCCCCUUCGGUGUCCACGAUCCCUGUGCCAAGGGGAGCUCUGCCUGGGGACUUCAGGACUCGUGUGGUUUCAGUGCUGGAAGGAGCAGGGCAUGUCAGAGCUAAGAAGGGAGCAAUGGUGGGGUCAGCGUAGCCAGCCAUGAUGGAAUGGAUGUUGAUAUGGCUUGGUCACCCUGGUCAGAAGCUCUUUGAAGUAGCACAGAGAGUGUGGAUGGAGAGGUAAAAUAUCUUGAGCUCCUUACCAGGCUCUUGGUGGCAGCAAACCAUGGUGACCUGUUCAGCCCUCGGAGCCUUUCUGCUGCUGGAGGCACCAGGCAUCCUUUGGACAAGAAAUUGGGUUUGGUUUCUCCUCCCUUGGUAGAAGCUGGACAUCAAAGCCUGUCUUCAGUGUGUGGGCUCAAAGGACAGUCUCUGGGGAGGGAAGGCAGCCUCUGGGAUCACCCUCAAGGAUUCAUUCUGCUGCAUAGUCCCAGAAGUCAAAAGAGUUCCUGCCGCUGCCCUCCCCAACCCAGAACAGAAAAGCCAAGUCCAUGUCUACCCGAAGCCACAUCCCCAGCACAGAUGCCUCUGUGCACUGUUGGGCAAGAAACGGGGUCUUUUACCUGUUCCUCUGGGUGCUAGAGGGAUUUCUGGCAUGACAGAUGCUCCAGAGUCCUUCUUCUCACUUCCUUUAAGCUAAGAAACAGUUGGGCUUGCUGGAAAACUUUAGUCUUUACAAUAAAUGUAAUUUAUAUUCUA
Molecule: messenger RNA, 1627 nt
Organism: Cuculus canorus (common cuckoo)
Lineage: Eukaryota; Metazoa; Chordata; Aves; Cuculiformes; Cuculidae
Gene: SMIM33
Product: small integral membrane protein 33
Exons: 2
Coding region: 6-428 (140 amino acids)
Source: RefSeq, a predicted model, not a curated record